This is a messenger RNA of Gasterosteus aculeatus aculeatus (three-spined stickleback), 2103 nucleotides long. RefSeq names its product protein FAM107B. The record is from RefSeq and is a predicted model, not a curated record. NCBI's taxonomy places the organism in Eukaryota, Metazoa, Chordata, Actinopteri, Perciformes, Gasterosteidae.
GGGGCGAGCAAGAAUUUUCAUAAGUCGCUUAUAAACUCUUGGUCUCAAGAUGUACAUUCAGAGUGCGUAGGAGGGAGUAGGUGAGGGACGGAGGAGGGGGAGAGAGAGGGACAGUGUGUGCGUAGCUAUAAAACAGACUCUGGUCUCCAAGCAGCUCAGUAGCAGACAGCUGUGCAGGACAGGACAGCGCGUUUCGAUCGCUUUUUCUGGAAAAUACAUUCAAGAUCAAACUAUCAGAGAUGACGACCGUGUUCAGAUACGCCGUCUUUCCUCACCUGCAGGAUCCGCGUGAGCCUGGUCUGUCGCUGUCACCAGGGAGGAGCGUCAUGGCGGAGCCCGACUACCUGGACGGAGACUGCGAUGAGCUCAUCAAACCUAAAAAGCUGAUCAACCCUGUCAAGAUCUCCCGUAAUCACCAGGACCUGCACCGAGAGCUGCUCAUGAACCAGAAGAGGGGUCUGGCUCCUCAGAACAAACCCGAGCUGCAGAAGGUUAUGGAGAAGAGAAAGAGGGAGCAAGUUCUCAAGGCUCAGAAGGAGGAGCAGGAGGCUCACAAGAAGAGGAGUGACUUGGAGAUAGAGCUCAUGAAAAGACAACAGAAACUAGAGCAGCUGGAGCUGGAGCAACAUAAAGAUGAGGAGGAACAGGAGAACACCCCUGAGUUUGUGAAGAUGAAGAGCAACCUGCGCAGAACCAAGCAGGAAGCUGACGGGGAGGAACGGACCACCUAAAAACCAGUCGGGGUGUCUGGGUCUGGCUGAUUGUGCGCGUGUUUGUUAACACAAAGACUUGUGCGUGUUUGUGUGUGUGUCUGUGUGUGUGUGUGUGUGUGUGUGUGUGUGUGUGUGUGUUGUCUGUGGUGCACGGCGGUGCCCUGGAGGCGGGUCUCUGACGCACUUCCUGGUUUUCCCCCGACCUAGUUGUUCCUCCCCCGCAGUGAGGAGAGACUUUACAGACUAAAGACCCCCUCCGCCCGCCCGCCUGCCGUGGAGCGCCAGUACUCACCUCUGCUCCCCGCAACAGUCCAGCAGCACACAGCACCCCCUGCAGGAGGGAUGCUGACAGACAUGUUUCGUGCUGAACGCCUUCCAACGAGGGCGAAACAAGCUUCCAAUGAGCUCUGAUGGAGAAAAAAAACAAAAGAACCGACCACACACACACACACACACACACACACACACAGAGGAGUUCUCAACCCGUCUGUUUUCACUCCUCUCACCACAGAAAGCUGCCGUUUCUCUUCACUGUUGUCAAUGUUGUUAUCUGUGUUGUUGUUAUUUCUGUUCUCAUCUUCAGAAUGAAAAGAGGAAAAGUGGACACUGGAUAGACUCUUGAAGCUGUGUAAUGUAAAAGCCAAACAAAUGUGCUUUUGUUAUUUAUGUUUGUAGCUUUUAGCCCCGGUAGGGGAGGACACUUAGUCGUUCUGCAUUUUAGUUUGUUUACAGCAUAGUUUAUUCAGCCAGAACAGGACAAAGGGAGUCGAUGGUUUUGUGAAACACCCACAUUUGCUAUAUAUAUAUAUAUAUAUAUAUAUAUAUAUAUAUAUAAUUUUCUUUCAUUUUUCUUUUUUAAUUUGUAACAUGCCAUUCCUCACCAAAUGCAAUGUUGAGCAAUAGUAGAACUCCGGGCAAUGAGAGUGACCCUUUGUCUCAAUAUUCUGUUGUUUUUGUAUGGAUACAAGUGUUACUUAAUAUGUAAUUUAAGUUCUUGUUCGGGCGGUCUAUAAGAGUAAUGAGCCCUGUCUGACCAGUCUUCGUGUGCUUUCAUGAGCAAAGGACUUGUUGGGAAGCAUACACACGGAGGCCACCUGUCACAAAAAGGUAUAAUCAAUCAGCAGUUUGUGGGAUCUGUGUGGGUCCCGAAACCGCUCCAAGUCCUGGACCCUAAUCACUGCAGUAUUUUGUCUUUAUAAACAAUGGAGCCAUAGAUGUGCAGGCAGAUCAUUUAACUAAAUGAAUCUGACCAAAAGUGGCUGUUAACUGAAAAACAAUGUGUGGGUCUCCAAAGGAUUAUAGUUUUUAUUCUGAUGGGAAGAAGCAGAUUUAUGACCCGGUGUUCUUCCCAAGAAUCUUCUUUUGAAUAAACAUAAUUUUAACAGAUUCA